This is a messenger RNA of Chanos chanos (milkfish), 2091 nucleotides long. Its product is annotated as eukaryotic translation initiation factor 5. The transcript is spliced from 12 exons. The record is from RefSeq and is a predicted model, not a curated record. NCBI's taxonomy places the organism in Eukaryota, Metazoa, Chordata, Actinopteri, Gonorynchiformes, Chanidae. Bases 421 to 1707 code for a protein of 428 amino acids. Gene Ontology annotation, biological process: translational initiation; formation of cytoplasmic translation initiation complex. Gene Ontology annotation, molecular function: translation initiation factor activity; eukaryotic initiation factor eIF2 binding; GDP-dissociation inhibitor activity. Gene Ontology annotation, cellular component: cytosol.
CUCCGAUAUUGCGUCGCUGUGGAAGGUUCAAGAGAUACCUGAUAUCCUCGCAGGAUCCCCGCACCGCGGAGCACGUGAAGGCUGUGACCCGUCUCUACAGUUGUGUCGUGUUACAUUCUUGAUCACGACCCAACUCAACCUCUCGACUGUCAAACCUUCACUCCGCCGUUGGACGACUAGCGUUGUGUUUAUGUCUUUAUUUUACGGAAACGAGCUGUUGCGCAGCCGUCGGAACGUGUGUGGUGGAAGCCAAGUCUACGAGCAAGGAGCUUGCAGCCACAGUGGCAAAAUAUUUUUCAUGUCAGAGACCGAGCACGCUUGCAGUCGUUUAUGUCAUCCUUUAUUCUCCAGGCAAAAGAUACCCAAAAAUCCCCAUUCAAGGUUUUUCUAUCUUGCUGAUAGUGCCACUGUCAAGCCAAAAUGUCUGUCAACGUCAACCGCAAUGUGUCUGACCAGUUUUACCGCUAUAAGAUGCCCCGUCUGAUUGCCAAGGUGGAAGGCAAAGGGAAUGGAAUCAAGACGGUUAUUGUCAACAUGGUCGAUGUUGCAAAGGCUCUGAAUAGGCCUCCAACAUACCCGACUAAGUUUUUCGGGUGCGAACUGGGUGCUCAGACCCAGUUUGACACAAAGAACGACCGCUACAUUGUCAAUGGCUCCCAUGAGGCCAACAAACUGCAGGACAUGCUGGACAACUUCAUCCGCAAGUUUGUGCUGUGCAAUGAGUGUGAUAACCCUGAGACCGACCUGCAUGUCAAUCCAAAGAAGCAGACCAUAGGGACUUCUUGCAAAGCCUGUGGAUACCGGGGCAUGCUAGACACUCGCCACAAACUCUGCACCUUCAUCCUCAAAAACCCACCUGAGAAUGACAGUGGGUGUGUGAAAAAAGAGAAGGACAAGAAGAACAGGAAGAAGGAUAAAGAGAACAGCUCUGGCAGUGGAGAGGCUGAGAAUCACAACGACAUUGAUGCGCCUGACGCUGUGGAUGGGAACGAUGAUGACGAUGACUGGGCAGAGGAGACGACGGAGGAGGCCCAGCGGAGGCGAAUGGAGGAGAUCAGUGACCAUGCUAAGAACCUGACCCUCAGCGAGGACCUAGAGAAAACUCUGGAGGAGAGGGUUAAUUUGUUCUACAACUUUGUCAAACAAAAGAAGGAGAGUGGAGCGAUAGACUCAGCGGAUAAGGAGGUCCUGGCCGAGGCGGAGCGGCUGGACGUAAAAGCCAUGGGUCCCCUCAUCCUCAGUGAACUGCUCUUCGACGAGAACAUCCGUGAACAGAUCAAGAAAUACAAACGCCACUUCCUACGCUUCUGCCAUAACAAUAAGAAGGCACAGAAGUACCUGCUGGGAGGAUUUGAGUGUGUGGUCAAACUACACCAGAGUCAGCUCCUGCCCCGCGUUCCCAUCAUCCUCAAAGACCUGUACGACGCUGACCUGCUGGAGGAGGACGUCAUCCUCAUGUGGGCUGACAAGGUCUCCAAGAAGUAUGUGUCUAAGGAACUGGCCAAAGAGAUCCACGCCAAGGCCAGUCCUUUCAUCAAGUGGCUGAGGGAGGCAGAGGAGGAGAGUGAGGGGAGUGAAGAGGAGGAGGAGGAAGAUGAUGAAAAUGUGGAGGUCGUCUAUUCUUCAUCUGCCCGGGAGCUGAAAGUUGAGACCAUUCAGCCAGAAAAGGCAGAAGAUGAUGAUGACCUCGACAUCGAUGCUAUUUAGGGUGGGAGGGUUUGGCCAUGGUGUAACCUCCCUAUUUCCUGUCCCACAGACAAAAAUGGAUGGCCAUGGUGUCCUGUUCAGUCACCCUCUGCUCUUUUAUUCUCUCCUUCUCUCCAUCCUUCCUGUAGAUCUGUCUUUCCGCUUGUGAGGCAUGGAUAUAACUGCUCUUUUUGACCUGCUGCUGAAUCUCUCUUAAUGAAAUGUUUGACGUGUUGUAUCUUAUGAAUUAAUGAUUUGUUUUCGUUGAAUUUUUAAGUAAGAUUGAUGGAGUAGACUUGGAGUAAACUGCACAUUUGAUCUGUUUGUUUUUUCUCUUGUAUGAGUAAAUUAAUAUCUUUGAAUUCCUCUAUUCCAUAUUCUGUAAGGAAGUAAAAUCUAUUGACU